CACCUGUCAAACGUGUCAUUGCUUUGAGGUUAUUCGGAUAAUCUUGAGAAAAACCACGAAAACAAACGUAAUAAAUGAUUUAUUAUCCUAUUCUGAAGUUUAUCUCGACGAUUUUAUCCAAUUAGAAGAUAAUUUAUCGAAUUAAUCCCGGAAUUUAGCACUUGCUUGUACGAGCGUGAAGCAUGAAGUAAUAAAAAACGGGAUAGAAAGAGGAAUUAAUAAAGAGUUAAUUAAGAAUCAGGAAAUAUGGACAUCAAGCAGAAGGUAAUCGAUAAAUUCAACGAGGUAUUCGGCGCUGACCUGAAAAACCUCGAGAACAUCGAGGAAUUCCACGAGAAACUGGAAUCCGAGAAAAGAUUAAUCGAGGAGUCUCUAACGAUGGCAUCGUCAGAGGCUCCAUCAAAAGUUAAAGCAGCAGUGGAGAACGUCGAGAGUAUCAGAGCAGAAUUCAAAAAACAUAUCGAGGAAUCAACGAUUCUGUCCAAAAAAAUUAAUGAAGUGCUGGAAGGCGACAGGAAAGCUGCUGAGGUGCAGAAGGCAGUGGACAAGAUAAAUGAUCUGGAGAGGGCCUUGUCAUACCUGAAGAUCCUGAAGUGCCUGGAGGACAUCAGCGAGGAGAUGGAGACGUCUUUGGGAACUGGAGACGAGGAAUCCAUGAUAACUUCUUAUUGUAAUCUAGUAGAAGUGAGUCGUCAGCUGCAAUCGUCCUCCUGUCACAACCUCAUGCACUACCUCAAGGAGAUUCUUCACUUCUGGUACAACAACCUGAGAGAGAAAUUCUCGAACGAGUACUUGGACGUUUUUGGGACUGAGAUUCAAGUAUCACUUCACUGGAAGCAAACAAACGAAUAGGAGAGACAAACCCGAGUGGUUUUUCACUCAGAUCCUUACCUGGAUCAAGGAUCACGCCAGGUGGACCGAGAGGAAUGUUCAGCCGGUUGCUGAUGCCACGGGAUUUCAUCAUGUCAAUACCAAAAUCGAGUUCAUGAGAGCUCUCGUCCAAUUGGCUGUGGAGAAGUUGCAGUCUGAGCUCCUCGUGGUGCAGUACGAUGAUGCAUUAUUUGCUCAUUUGGUGGACGAGGCUUUGGGUUUCGAGAGGGAACUCAGAGAGACUUUGAGCUACCCCCAGAGUCAGCCGGCAACUGUUUUCGUUCUCACUCAGGCCCAGAUAUUUGUUAAAUGGAUUAAUAUGGAGAGGAAGUACGCCAUCGAGAAGAUUGAAAAUAUUUUGGGCUCCAGUACUGCCUGGGAGAGGGUCAAUCUGGAGGACAGUGAUGAGAUGAAGAUCACUGAAUCUGCUGAUGCCUUUCUCACUCUGCUAACGACUAUUUCUGAUAGGUACAAUCAUUUACCUCAGCCUGGUCAUCGACUGCAGUUCCUGGAGCUCCAGCUGGAGCUGAUUGACGACUGGAGGGUCAGGCUGCUGCAGCUUCUUCAUGAUGACAGGGAAGAUCCACUCGAGUCUUUAAUCCCUAGAAUUUUAAACUCUAUUCGAUAUGUGGCGAGGGUUUUAAUGGAGUGGGGAGUCACAGUGCACUUUCUGCAACUCCACUUCUUCAAAAAACAAUGCGACGCUGCUGAAUUAGCAACUGACCAGGGGACAGAGGUGUCUGAGGUAUCUGGAGAUGAUGGGACUGUCUUCGAUGAAGCGGUUGCACUUCUGGAUAGAUUGGAGAACAAAUUGAUGAGUGAAAUCUGUCAGUCGGUUGUGCUGGAUGUCAAAGCGAAGAGCAGACCGUACAGAACUGACAAGUGGUUCGCAAUGCAGAACAAAAAGGAAGUUGUCUCGUUGUCAGUGACACCGAGUGGAUGUCCGAUGUUCCAGGAACUCGCUUCAGGCCUUCACAAACUCCAUCAGAUUCUUGCCCUCGAGCUCUUCAACACUGCCUGGAAAAAUCUUGCUGGCCAACUCGAUCAGUAUUUAUUCGAGGAGAUUGUACUCGUCAAUCGGUUCAACGUUGGAGGAGCUGAACAACUUCAGUUCGAUGUCACCAGGAAUUUAUUCCCACUCUUUGGGCUGUACACUAAUAAACCGGAAUCGUAUUUUCCGUUGAUGAGGGAAGCCUGUAUUCUGUUGAAUACACUCCUGGGCUCUGCCCUGCUGCUGAUGGAGACACUGGAGAAUCAGGAUGAGACGAGAUGUUCAGAGGCCCUGGCUGAACUUGGAGUUCAUAAAAUGAAUCUCGAAAAUGCCCUCAUGGUUCUCGCGACGAGGACUGACAUUUCUGACGUAUCUGGCCAGUAGGCGACAUUUUUUCUGUAAAUAUCAAUCUUUUGCUAAUUGUUUGUAAAUAAAUUGGAUCUUGAUUGUUA
Messenger RNA from Fopius arisanus, 2313 nucleotides. RefSeq names its product RAD50 interactor 1 (gene Rint1). NCBI's taxonomy places the organism in Eukaryota, Metazoa, Arthropoda, Insecta, Hymenoptera, Braconidae. The record is from RefSeq and is a predicted model, not a curated record. Gene Ontology annotation, biological process: retrograde vesicle-mediated transport, Golgi to endoplasmic reticulum; endoplasmic reticulum to Golgi vesicle-mediated transport; regulation of ER to Golgi vesicle-mediated transport. Gene Ontology annotation, cellular component: Dsl1/NZR complex.